Messenger RNA from Plasmodium fragile, 552 nucleotides. RefSeq lists its product as uncharacterized. The coding region runs from base 1 to 552 and encodes 183 amino acids. The record is from RefSeq and is a predicted model, not a curated record. NCBI's taxonomy places the organism in Eukaryota, Apicomplexa, Aconoidasida, Haemosporida, Plasmodiidae. The transcript has a single exon.
AUGUACAGGAGGUACAUAUGGAACAGCGUCUUCCGGGACGUGAACUACCGGCUGAAGAAGCUUUACCAUUCCUUUUACUACGCACAGAGCCACAUAAAAUAUGUCAUGCUUUUUCUCUUUCCUGGAGUCAUAUGGUGUACUCGGUACAGAGCGGACACCAAGUUGGGGUAUUACAUUUAUAUCAAUGAGGAGAAGCUUUACCCGAAUCAGUUGACCGAGGGAGAAGAGUCGACGAGUGAAGGAGUGAGCAAUUGGACCAACAUCGCGAGUGUUCAGGAAUACCUUUACACCAAAUACAAUCACAUGUAUAAUAAAUUCACAAAGACAAAAUGGAAAAACGGGACCAAGUUUUAUUUAGACGAUGGGCUCACCGUUGCAGAUGUGAAGAAGCUGUUGUACUCAGAGGAGGAAAAGAUUCCGCCGAAUUUGAAAGUUGGUUGCAGGGGACGCAUGAUGGAAGACACAGAUAAUCUGGCCAUGGCCGUCCGGGCCUUCUGCAAAAGGGACCCCAAAAUUUUUAUCUGGGAGGACGAGCACGCCGCCUACGUGUAA